This is a messenger RNA of Vigna angularis (adzuki bean), 1030 nucleotides long. Its product is annotated as thaumatin-like protein. Bases 36 to 815 code for a protein of 259 amino acids. The transcript is spliced from 2 exons. Gene Ontology annotation, biological process: defense response. The record is from RefSeq and is a predicted model, not a curated record. Lineage: Eukaryota; Viridiplantae; Streptophyta; Magnoliopsida; Fabales; Fabaceae. Gene Ontology annotation, cellular component: extracellular region.
GUGUUCAUAGCAUUCAUUUACCAAGAUUCAGAAUAAUGCAUCUGCCAAAGUGUAAUGUGGUUUUCUUUUUCUUCCUGAUCUGCUCUUCCAUUUACUGCGGAAAUGCAGAGGCACAUCAAGUUGCACUCUAUGUGCACAACAAAUGUCCCUUUCCAAUAUGGCCUGCAACUGCACCAAACAAUGGCCAACCAGUGAUAGCAGAUGGAGGAUUCUACCUUGCUCCAGGUCAAACCGAACGUGUGAUAGCACCAUGGACAUGGAAUGGUAGAAUCUGGGCAAGAACAGGUUGCAAUUUUGGUUCAAAUUGGAAACCAGCCUGUGAAACUGGGGACUGUGAUGGAAGACUAGCAUGCAAUGGACUCAUAGGCACUCCCCCAGCAACACUGGUUGAAGUUUCACUUCAAGGAGGAAAGCCAAAUUACUAUGAUGUUAGCCUUGUUGAUGGCUACAACAUCCCUGUGUCUGUCACUCCCAAGAUCACAAACCCCAAAUGCCUCAUCCAAGGGUGCUUGAAGGAUCUCAAAGCCUUGUGCCCUUCUGAACUUGAGGUGCUGAAUUCCAAGGGAGAAGUUGUGGGAUGCAAAAGUGCUUGUUUGGCCUUUGAUGAUGACAGGUUUUGUUGUAGGAAUGCAUAUGGGAGUCCAGGGAAGUGCAAGCCUAGUGUGUACUCCAAGAUAUUUAAGAAUGCUUGUCCUAACUAUUUUAGCUAUGCUUUUGACUCACCUACCCCAUUGGUGAGUUGUGCAUCCUCAGAGUAUGUGAUAACAUUUUGUCCUUAUGGAUGGGGAGGUGCUGAUGAACACAAAUCUGAGUAGGAAGUGUUGACACCUCUGUUGCUGGAACUAAAGUUGGUUCUGGAAUCAAAUGAUUUGAUUCGGUUUGAUACAUGUUGAGUUGUGUAUUGGUUAUUGCAUGUUAUUGAUACCUGAAAAAUACUAAGUGAUGCAUUUACUACCAUUACUUAAUUGUAACUGUUUGAUAUAUUUGUUUAUCAUAUAUUCUCAAAAUAAAUGUUUUAAUUUUAAUCAAA